UUAAUUUCACUUGUUGAGAUAGAAAACGGCGCACUUCCAGUCGGUUCAAAAUCAAAUCAAAAAUAAAUUCUAUAAUUAUUUAUUAUUUACAAAUUAGUCUAGAAAUAGUUAUCUAGUUUAUUAAAAAAGAAACUAUUUCUUGUCAAACUAUGAACGCAAAGAAAGUUAAAUCAGCUGAAAAUAACGAAAAUCUGUGUCCAUUAUCAAGAAAACGCAUAAAACCGACAACCCCAUCAUCUUGGACGCAGGUGAAAACUAUCGAUAUUCCACAGUGUCUUGAAGAAAUGGGUAUCGGAAUGUUGGAAUCCGACGAGUCUUCCUCGUCAGCGUCGGCGAUAGCUUUAGCAGUUAGUGCUAGUGAUGAAAAUUCAAAUGAAGCAACUCCCAAUUUAGAUGCCCCCAAAUUGUGCUAUCAAGCAUUGCAACAAAACCGUCUCAACUACAGUGUUGACUUGGACACUACAGAUAAUGCAAUUUAUUCAAAUGACUCACUUAAGCUACAUAACUUUAACAAAACCACAAAUAAUCACAACAACAAUAAUAACAACAUCGCCUGUAAUUCGACUGAAAAGUACAAUGAUCCACGCAACAGCAGUGAAAAGAAGAAGAGAGUUGCAAUAUUAGGUGCUGGAAAUUUAAGCUCACAAAAAUCACGCAGUCCAUUGGCGACUGUGGCUUGCAACAAUAACUAUAAGAAUAUAAAUAAAACACAACCUCCGACAUUUGCUGGUUCAAUUCAGGAAAUCACUCCGUCAUCUUCCUCCGGAGGUGCACAGCCAUGCAGUUCAAAGGAAACAAGUGCUGCAACCUCAUCCGCGGUUGAAUCCAAACAGUUCUUUGUACCGGAUGAGAAUUUCUUUCUCUAUCGCAAUCGAGCGAUGCGUGGGUCCGAUGGGAAAGAUCAUUUCUCAAAACUUUCGGAUGAAAUAAUUCUACAAAUUUUUAAGUUACUACCUAAAAAGGCGCUCAUAAGAUGCAGCUAUGUGUGUCAGAGAUUUAAUUGCUGUGCCAGAGAUGAGUCUCUGUGGACUAGAUUGGAUUUGGGUGGGAGGUCACUUCGUGCUGGAGCUCUUGGCGAUAUUCUUCCUCGAGGAGUUGUAAUACUCCGCCUGGCUCAAUCAGAGAUGAGUCAUCCAGUAUUUGAUCCUGAACUCCUACAGAUGUACCCCGAUUUUGAGAGUAAACUACAGUAUUUAGACCUAAGUAUGGCCGUUAUAACAAAACCCUCCCUCAAGUCUUUGCUCUCCCGAUGUCGACAGCUUAAAAAGCUUAGUUUGGAGCAUGUUCCAGUUAACGAUGAAAUAUGUGAUGAAAUUUCCAAGAAUAAAGAUUUAGAGGCAUUAAAUUUGGCAAUGGUUGCUGGACUGGAAGCAUGGAGUCUACGCAAAAUGAUGCUUGAACUGAAUAAUUUAAACAGUUUAAAUUGUUCGUGGACAAAUUUAAAUGUUGAUGGGGUUUCUGCUCUGGUUUCGAAUGUUUCGCCAAAUUUAAUGCGACUUAAUUUAUCAGGCUGCAGAAAAACUAUGUUCGAUUCGCAUUUAGUAACCCUCGCCAGAAGAUGUCCACAACUUAUUGAAUUAGAUGUAUCAGACUGCACAGCUCUUUCGUCAAAUGCAGUAUCCUUUGUUUGUAAAUUUAUGAGUCUCGAAUAUUUAUCUCUAUCAAGAUGCUAUCAAAUUUUAGCACCUGCCUACAUGGAUUUAAACAACAUACCAACUCUCAAAUAUUUAGACGUAUUUGGUAUAUUAUCAGAUACGGCUUUAGAAAUGCUACAACAGAACUUUCCAUUAUUAAUGAUCAACAAAUUCAUUCAUAGUUCGGUAGCAAGACCGACAGUUGGAACACGAAGGACUUCGAUAUGGGGACUUCGGACACGCGAUUGAACAAAAAGAAAACUUGUUUUAUUUAUAUAAAUGCUCUUUAAGUUAGAUCAGCUAUAAUAAUCUUAAAAUAAAUUAUAAGUCAAAUAAAAGAAAAGAAAAACAAAAAAACAAUUUAACGUAAUAUUUAACUGUAUAAGUUGUUACCUAUAUUUUUGAAAUUGUAAGUACAUAAUUUGAUAUUUUACAUUUGAUUGGUAUUAUUAUUUAUAUGGAGACAUAUUUUGAUUUUUAUUUAAAUGCGAAUUGGUCAGAAAUAUUUUGUAAAAUUCUUUAUGCAUAUAAAAUUAUAAAUCUAAACUCUUAUAAAAAUUAUAAAUAAAAUAAUAAAAAACAUAAGGAUAAAA
Eupeodes corollae is the source of this 2227-nucleotide messenger RNA. RefSeq names its product S-phase kinase-associated protein 2 (gene Skp2). The record is from RefSeq and is a predicted model, not a curated record. Gene Ontology annotation, cellular component: SCF ubiquitin ligase complex. Lineage: Eukaryota; Metazoa; Arthropoda; Insecta; Diptera; Syrphidae. The transcript has 4 exons. Bases 150 to 1883 code for a protein of 577 amino acids. Gene Ontology annotation, molecular function: protein binding. Gene Ontology annotation, biological process: SCF-dependent proteasomal ubiquitin-dependent protein catabolic process.